Tetrahymena thermophila SB210 is the source of this 339-nucleotide messenger RNA. RefSeq names its product transmembrane protein, putative. The record is from RefSeq and is a predicted model, not a curated record. Lineage: Eukaryota; Ciliophora; Oligohymenophorea; Hymenostomatida; Tetrahymenidae. The transcript has a single exon.
AUGUUACACAUAAGAGCAUUAUUACUAUAUUGCAUUUCUUAUUUCACCAAUUUUGAUUUUAGUAUCAGUGGUGUAGCCUAUAAUUAUUUUUUAUAUAUUAUUCAAAAAUAUCUAAAAAGGAUAAAAUAGUAAACAAUUUACUGUGAUAAGAAGGUAUGGCUAUUAUUUUAAAGGAUAUAAAAAAAAUAGGUGGUGGUGGGAAAUAAUCAAAACUUAAUACAAGUUUAUAGUAUCAAUACUUGCUUCAAUAUUUAACAAAAGUUUUAUAACUUUAACUCAAUCACUAUUAUGUUGCUAAACAAUAUAUUUAUUAAUACUGAUUAAGUUUAAUCCAUAUGA